CCUUUCAGCUUCAGAUGCGCUUAGAGCGCACUGGAGAGUAGUUCAGGAAAAGGGAGGGGAAUAGCAGUUAGUCAGAGUAGCUAGAAUAAAGUCUUUCAUAAAUAGGCUCAUUGUUGAUCAAACAACGUGGGUCCUUUGGAGACUGCCAUCGGAGGCAUUCCGGUCGCCAGUGGGGACCAGGAGAGAGUCUUGGUGGCGUUUUAAGCUGUUCCUUCUUUCAAAGCGGCGUGCCGGGGGAGGACGCGUCUCUUUGAAUAGACAGGAUGCACGGACCGCCCUCCAGCGACAGCGCAUGCCCAUUGCGCCUCAUCAAGAGAGUGCAAUUCGGCAUCAUCAGUCCAGAUGAGCUUAAACGGAUGUCUGUCACCGAAGGUGGCAUCAAGUACUCCGAAACUACAGAGGGAGGCCGCCCAAAGCUGGGCGGUCUUAUGGAUCCAAGACAAGGGGUCAUAGAGCGAACGGGCAGGUGUCAGACAUGUGCAGGUAACAUGGCGGAGUGCCCCGGUCAUUUUGGCCACAUUGAGUUGGCCAAGCCGGUGUUUCAUGUCGGCUUCGUCAACAAAAUUAUGAAGAUACUUCGCUGUGUCUGUUUCUUCUGCUCCAAGCUUCUAGUGGAUUCUAAUAACCCGAAGAUCAAGGACAUCCUGGGGAAGUCAAAGGGGCAACCACGGAAGCGCCUGACCCAUGUCUAUGACCUGUGUAAAGGCAAGAACAUUUGUGAGGGUGGUGAGGAGAUGGACAACAAGUUUGGAAUGGAGCAGCAGGACCACGAUGAAGACCUUACCAAGGAGAAGGGUCAUGGAGGCUGUGGGCGUUACCAGCCCGUCAUCCGUCGGACAGGCCUGGAGCUGUACGCCGAGUGGAAGCACGUGAAUGAGGACUCGCAGGAGAAGAAGAUCCUGCUCAACCCGGAGCGUGUGCACGAGAUCUUCAAGCGCAUCUCCGACGAGGAGGACGUCAUCCUGGGCAUGGACCCCAAGUUUGCCCGGCCCGAGUGGAUGAUUCUCACGGUGCUGCCCGUGCCCCCUCUUGCUGUCCGGCCCGCUGUGGUCAUGCAGGGCUCUGCCCGUAAUCAGGAUGACUUGACUCACAAGCUGGCUGACAUCGUCAAGAUCAACAACCAGCUGCGGAGGAACGAACAGAGUGGCGCCGCGGCCCACGUCAUAGCUGAGGACGUGAAGCUACUGCAGUUCCACGUGGCCACCAUGGUGGACAACGAGCUCCCUGGUCUGCCCAGAGCUAUGCAGAAAUCGGGCCGUCCCCUCAAGUCCCUUAAACAGCGUCUUAAGGGGAAAGAGGGCCGCGUCCGCGGUAACCUGAUGGGUAAACGUGUGGACUUCUCGGCCCGAACGGUCAUCACGCCCGACCCCAACCUGCAGAUUGACCAAGUGGGUGUGCCUCGAUCCAUCGCGGCCAACAUGACCUUCCCCGAAAUCGUCACACCCUUCAACAUCGACAGACUUCAAGAGCUCGUGAGUAGAGGGAACAGCCAGUACCCGGGAGCUAAGUACAUCAUCCGUGACAACGGCGACCGCAUUGACCUGCGGUUCCACCCUAAACCCAGUGACCUUCACCUCCAGAUUGGUUACAAGGUCGAACGACACAUGUGCGAUGGCGACAUCAUCAUCUUCAACAGACAGCCUACGCUGCACAAAAUGUCCAUGAUGGGGCAUCGUGUGCGAAUCCUGCCAUGGUCCACCUUCCGUAUGAACCUCAGUGUGACGACUCCCUACAACGCUGACUUUGAUGGGGACGAGAUGAACUUGCAUCUUCCCCAGUCUCUGGAGACGAAAGCAGAGAUCCAGGAGCUGGCCAUGGUGCCCCGUAUGAUCGUCACCCCCCAGUCCAACAGGCCCGUCAUGGGUAUUGUGCAGGACACACUCACCGCCGUGCGCAAAUUCACAAAGAGAGACGUCUUCUUAGACAGGGGCGAGGUGAUGAACCUGUUGAUGUUCCUCUCCACGUGGGACGGCAAAGUGCCCCAGCCAGCCAUCUUGAAGCCCCGACCGUUCUGGACGGGCAAGCAGAUAUUCAGUCUCAUCAUCCCCGGCCACAUCAACGUCAUCCGCACCCACAGCACCCACCCCGACGAGGAGGACAGCGGCCCCUACAAGCACAUCUCCCCUGGGGACACCAAGGUGGUUGUGGAGAACGGCGAGCUCAUCAUGGGCAUCCUGUGUAAGAAGUCCCUGGGAACGUCGGCCGGCUCCCUGGUCCACAUCUCCUACCUGGAGAUGGGCCACGACGUCACCCGCCUCUUCUACUCCAACAUCCAGACGGUGGUCAACAACUGGCUGCUCAUCGAGGGUCACUCCAUCGGUAUUGGUGACUCCAUUGCUGAUGCAAAGACUUACUUGGACAUUCAGAACACCAUCAAGAAGGCCAAACAGGAUGUGAUAGAGGUGAUUGAGAAAGCCCACAACAACGAGCUGGAGCCCACCCCAGGUAACACGCUCCGACAGACCUUUGAGAACCAGGUGAACCGAAUCCUGAACGACGCUCGAGACAAAACCGGUUCAUCCGCCCAGAAGUCCCUGUCUGAGUACAACAACUUCAAGUCCAUGGUGGUGGCCGGGUCCAAAGGGUCCAAAAUUAACAUCUCACAGGUUAUUGCUGUGGUAGGGCAGCAGAACGUGGAGGGUAAGCGAAUCCCAUUCGGCUUCAAGCAUCGGACACUGCCCCACUUCAUCAAAGAUGAUUACGGCCCCGAGAGUAGAGGCUUUGUAGAGAACUCGUACCUGGCCGGCCUGACGCCCACCGAGUUCUUCUUCCACGCCAUGGGAGGCAGAGAGGGUCUUAUCGACACAGCUGUCAAAACAGCUGAGACUGGUUACAUCCAGCGUCGUCUGAUUAAGUCUAUGGAGUCUGUGAUGGUCAAAUAUGACGCCACGGUGCGGAACUCCAUCAACCAGGUUGUGCAGCUGCGCUACGGGGAGGACGGCCUGGCCGGCGAGUGUGUGGAGUUCCAGAACCUGGCCACACUCAAGCCCUCGCACAAGGCCUUCGAAAAGAAGUUCAAGUUUGACUACAGCAACGAGCGAGCCCUCCGGCGCACCCUACAGGAGGACGUGGUGAAGGAUGUGCUGACCAACGCGCACGUGCAGAGUGCCCUGGAGACCGAGUUUGAGAAGAUGAAGGAGGACCGGGAGAUUCUGCGCGCCAUUUUCCCUACAGGGGACAGCAAGGUGGUGCUGCCGUGCAACCUGUCCAGAAUGAUCUGGAACGCUCAGAAGAUUUUCCGCAUCAACCCGCGGACCCCCACGGACCUCAACCCACUGCGGGUGAUCGAGGGCACACACGGUCUGAGUAAGAAGCUGGUGAUUGUGAACGGCGAAGACCCCCUGAGUCGGCAGGCGCAGCAGAACGCCACGCUGCUCUUCAACAUCCACCUGCGCUCCACCCUCUGCUCGCGGCGCAUGACGGAGGAGUUCCGCCUCAGCACCGAAGCCUUCGACUGGCUCCUCGGAGAGAUCGAAACCAAAUUCAACCAGGCCAUUGCACACCCGGGUGAGAUGGUUGGUGCCCUGGCUGCCCAGUCUCUGGGAGAGCCUGCCACCCAGAUGACCCUGAACACCUUCCAUUACGCCGGCGUGUCGGCCAAGAACGUCACGCUGGGUGUGCCCCGUCUCAAGGAGCUGAUCAACAUCUCCAAGCGGCCCAAGACCCCCUCGCUCACCGUCUUCCUGGUGGGCCAAGCGGCGCGUGACGCAGAGAGGGCCAAGGACAUCCUGUGUCGCCUGGAGCACACCACACUGCGCAAGGUGACUGCCAACACGGCUAUCUACUACGACCCCAACCCCCAGAACACAGUAGUGACUGAGGACCAGGAGUGGGUGAACGUCUACUAUGAGAUGCCCGACUUCGACGUGACCCGCAUUUCGCCCUGGUUGCUCCGCAUCGAGCUGGACCGCAAGCACAUGACUGACCGCAAACUGACCAUGGAGCAAAUUGCUGAGAAGAUCAACGCUGGGUUCGGUGACGAUCUGAACUGUAUCUUCAACGACGACAACGCUGAGAAGCUGGUGCUGCGAAUUCGCAUCAUGAACAGCGACGAGAACAAGUUCCAAGAGGAUGAGGAGGUGGUGGACAAGAUGGACGACGAUGUGUUCCUGAGGUGCAUCGAGUCCAACAUGCUGACAGACAUGACUCUGCAGGGUAUUGAGCAGAUCAGCAAGGUGUACAUGCACCUUCCGCAGACUGACAAUAAGAAGCGGAUCAUUAUCACAGAGGACGGCGAGUUCAAGGCCCUGCAGGAGUGGAUCCUGGAGACGGACGGCGUGGCCCUCAUGCGCGUGCUGAGUGACAAGGAUGUGGACCCCGUCAGGACCACCUCCAACGACAUCGUGGAGAUUUUCACCGUGUUGGGUAUUGAGGCCGUGCGAAAGGCUCUGGAGAGGGAGUUGUACCAUGUGAUCUCCUUUGACGGUUCCUAUGUCAACUACCGGCAUCUGGCCCUGCUUUGCGACACGAUGACCAGUAGGGGUCAUUUAAUGGCCAUCACCCGUCACGGCAUCAACCGGCAGGACACCGGGCCGCUCAUGAAGUGCUCCUUUGAGGAAACGGUGGAUGUGCUGAUGGAGGCCUCGUCGCACGGCGAGUGCGACCCCAUGAAGGGCGUGUCGGAGAACAUCAUGCUGGGCCAGUUGGCCCCUUGCGGCACCGGCUGCUUUGACCUGCUGCUGGAUGCUGAGAAGUGCAAGUACGGCAUGGAGAUCCCCACCAACAUCCCUGGCAUCAGCGUUCCUGGACCAACGGGCAUGUUCUAUGGCUCCGCCCCGAGCCCGAUGAGCGCCAUGUCUCCCGCUAUGACCCCCUGGAACAUGGGAGCAACUCCUGCAUAUGGUGCCUGGUCGCCCAGCGUGGGAAGUGGAAUGACCCCCGGAGCAGCAGGCUUCUCUCCCAGCGCAGCGUCCGACGCCAGUGGCUUCUCCCCGGGUUACUCCCCGGCCUGGUCCCCAACGCCUGGGUCUCCUGGAUCACCGGGGCCGGCCAGCCCCUACAUCCCCUCGCCAGGUGGCGCCAUGUCCCCGAAUUACUCUCCGACUUCUCCUGCCUACGAGCCUCGCUCUCCUGGUGGCUACACCCCGCAGAGCCCUGGCUAUUCCCCGACAUCACCCUCCUAUUCCCCGACUUCUCCAUCCUACUCCCCCACCAGUCCCAACUACAGCCCAACAUCCCCCUCUUAUUCCCCGACCUCUCCCUCCUACUCGCCAACCUCCCCGUCUUAUUCGCCCACAUCACCCAGCUACUCGCCCACGUCUCCAUCUUAUUCGCCGACUUCUCCGUCGUACUCCCCGACAUCGCCCUCCUACUCGCCCACGUCGCCCAGCUACAGCCCCACGUCGCCCAGCUACAGCCCCACAUCGCCCAGCUACAGCCCCACCUCCCCGUCCUACUCUCCCACGUCUCCGAGCUACUCGCCGACGUCUCCGUCUUAUUCGCCGACGUCUCCGUCGUACUCCCCGACUUCACCCUCCUAUUCGCCGACGUCCCCCAGCUACAGUCCAACGUCACCCAAUUAUACCCCAACGUCACCCAGCUACUCGCCCACCUCUCCCUCCUACAGCCCUACAUCUCCCAGUUACUCCCCCACCUCUCCAAACUACACGCCGACGUCCCCAAGCUAUUCCCCGACCUCGCCCUCUUACUCUCCCACCUCUCCGUCCUACUCCCCCUCCAGCCCGCGGUUCACCCCACAGUCACCUACUUACACCCCGAGCUCACCCUCCUACAGCCCAAGCUCACCUUCCUAUUCCCCCACCUCCCCCAAAUACACCCCCACCUCCCCCUCCUACAGUCCCAGUUCUCCGGAGUACACCCCUACGUCGCCCAAGUACUCCCCGACCUCUCCCAAAUACUCCCCAACAUCGCCCAAAUACAGCCCUACCUCUCCGACUUACUCCCCCACCACCCCCAAGUACAGCCCAACCUCGCCAACCUACUCUCCCACGUCUCCCACCUACACCCCGACCAGCCCCAAAUACUCUCCCACCUCCCCAACAUACUCCCCGACCUCCCCCAAGUACUCGCCUACGUCCCCCACCUACUCGCCCACUAGCCCCAAGGGCUCCACCUACAGCCCCACCUCUCCUGGGUACAGCCCCACCUCCCCCACCUACAGCCUCACCAGCCCUGCCAUCAGCCCCGACGACAGCGAUGAGGAAAACUGAAGCCCAUUGGAGGAUGGGAGCUGAAGCGGCUUCCCCUGCCCCAGCGAUUGGCCCUCAAGCCCCAGGGCAGAUGACUAAUGAAGGACUGCUCCUGUGGGGGAGGCAGUUGGGGUGUUGUGGAGGAGGUGAUGGUGUUGGUUCAGAGAGGAGGCAUAGGACCUUCGGGUCCCACACGUGAAAAUGUUUGUUUUUGUUUCUUUCGUUCUUUCUUUUUUCUUUUUUUUUUUGACCUCUCUGACAACUUCAGCCUCUUCCCUUCAGUGGGGGUUACUCUGUAUACUGCUAUUGUAUUUCAUAGACUUGAACUAUUGGCCAGACGAUGGCUGCCUUCAAAUAGACAUUUGUUUUGUUUUUUGUUUGUUUUGUUUUUAAAUUCUGGUGGGUGUUACCUCAGGGUAAUGUAACCCCAGAUUAAGAAAGGAAACAGUUUGUGUGGUAAACACAUCGAAAUAUCUUUUCCCAUCCCAUCACACUUUUUCUUCCUCCCUUCUUAUUUCUCUCUGAAAUUCAGUGUUGGAUGUAAAGGAAUAGGAGAGCUCAAGUAUUGCCAAAAGCCUUUGAAAAAAAGCAAACGGUGGAUUGUAUAUUAUCUGCAAAGCUUUGAAGUUUCAAACUUUUUUUUUUUUUGUCUGAUUUAGAAAUAACUUUAGUGAAGUAGAGAGGAGAGCACAGAUCCUUUUAAUAACAUAUUUUAUUCAAAAACGUAUCUCAUAGAUUUUUGUUUUCUUCUUUGUUCUGUAAAUAUUGUUGCCAGUUUUGGGUUGCCAGAUCGGCCACUAAAGUUCUGAUGAUUUGACUUGAUGUGUCCAGUUUGAUGACAGAGCUCAGACUUGCAGAGAAGGAAAAUUGUCUUCGUCCAAAAGUGUUCGGUCUGACAUUAGAAAUUAGUUCAUUCACCAGUGUGGGUCGAGAAUUUAAUCUUGUAUCUAAGAAGAGAAGGUGAGACUAUACGCAACCCAUACACAGCAGCCAUGAAUGGGAGGAUUGAUUGCCAUUUUGUUUAGUAGUGCGUGUUUGAGAGAAGGCGUGGGACAAGCGAAUUGGUGAACCAUCUGAACGCCAAACCAAACACUGAAAUUGGUCUGUUUUUAUCCCUCUCUCCUCCUUUACCAAACUCUCGACCCCAGAGGAUGCAAGCCUUAUACCUGUGUAAUUAUCUCACCAGCACCUCCCUGUCUCUUUAUUUCUGGCAAAUAUCGAGCCAGAACAGACAAAAAGGACAAAGUGAAAGCCAGCAACCAUGUUUCCUAAACACGGAGAAAGUUUGUUUGGGUGUUAAAAGCAGAAAGCAGGAGUUCUGUUGAGUUUAAAAAAAAUAAAUAAAUAAAAAGUUUUUCUUAUAAAGAAUGAGCAGUUAGAAGUCGGGGAUCUCGAGAUUUAGUCCGUUGGCUAUGGUUUUGCAUGAGAACCACCUACCAGAAUUUGUUCAAAUCAGGAUUGUUGGUUCAUUGUCUUUGGAUCCCCUCUUCAGCCUACACUCUUUAGCAACAAUUUAGUUAAAAUUGUAUAAAUGGUUGAAUCUUUGUUAUUUUUUUUUUUAAAUUUUAAUUCAAUAUUCAGUGUAUUUAAGGCAAGUUAAAAUACUACUUAUCUGUGUGAAUAAUUGAGGACAUUUAUGGGGUUAAUUCUCCACCCCCACCCUUCCCCCUCAACUCUCUAAUGCUUUAUUGGAUCUGUGAGGAAGAGUUGUCCAGGUGCUUUUGGGUGAUGAAGGUGGAGUCAUGUGGGGCAUGUGAUGUUUUUUUUUUUUUUUAUACCGCCCAUUUCCCCAACAUCUUUCCAAAACAAAGCGACCAUCGGGUCCAGCUAAUAAUUGACUAGUGCUAUUAUUUUUGAUGCAGAACAUUUCUAAGGCUAUAUGAAUUUCUUUUAAAAUUUAAAGGAUAGGGCCAUUUUCAUUUCAACUCUUUGGUGACACUUUUUUUGGUCAGGGCUAAGCUUGUCUCCAAGAAAUGGACGACUGAUUAUGCUGGUUUAAUAUUUCUUAUGAAGGAGAGGGACACCUUGCCCAGAACAGCACUUUUUGUACUUUCAGGUUUGAUCAAAUUGACCAUGAUUUUUGAGGUGAAGAAAUCGUAAGUGUUUUUGAGCAGAGCAGCAUAGUCCUGCCAUUUUAAGCGCCAACCCAAUCCAUCCACUCACAUACCCUUGGUUCACCUACUCCCAGAUUGCACCUGGCCCUCAGACAAAUCAGUAUUUGUUUAUUUUCCUCUAACUACCAAGGUCCAGAUAUGUGUGGGGGGGGGGGGGGGGGGCAGAGGUUAAAGAUGUGGGAUGGGCGAUACAAUAUCAUAGUGCUAGAAGUGUUUCAGUGGGAGGAUAUUUAAGAACUUUUUUUACCAUGGAAGUGGAACCAAGAUGAAUUCCUCACUUUGAAGGAACAUGAUUGGAACCACUGACUUUUUUUUCUUUUUUUUCUUACUUUCCUGUCAUGGUACAACACCUAUCCUGUCUGACCAUCCCAAGUUUCCAUUAUUGGUGUUGGUGACCCUAGACUGACUGGGCCGGUCUUAAGAGGGCUGUGAGUGACCUUUAGCACAGAACCAGUAAGGUACCAACUGACGAAGGAGAGCUGCUUGAACUUCUAAGAGCAUCAAGCUUCAGUUCCCAAAGCCUUAAGUUGCAAAAUGUUUGGAGGAGGUCUGUCCUGAGGCGUCUCCCUGUCUGUACAGCGUGUGCGGUCGUGUUGGUCCUCACCAAGCCCGGCUUGCCUUCAGCCGCUUGGCUGUUUUGCGUGAUGUCCAGUCGCUGUUGCUGUGUCUCGGCUCCCAGAGAGGAUACACGGGGGUGGGGUGGGGGGGGGGUGAGUGAGUGAUGAGAGUGUGUGUGUGUGUGUAUGAGUGAGUGGGCACGUGUCUAUGGGUGAGACAGGGUUUUUCCUGAGUUCUGAGUUUAAUACUGGACAGGGUUUCUCUUUGUUUGGGAGGGGGGUGGGGUUGGAGGAGGAUUUAAAUUAAGAAUUAAAAAAAAAUUGCCACUGUAUAGAAAUCGAUCUGAUUUACUUCAUUCUCUGUAUCUAUUUGUUGCGUUUGUUUUUGACUUGAGAAAAAAAUAAAGGUUUUACUACA
Messenger RNA from Clupea harengus (Atlantic herring), 9238 nucleotides. It is a transcript of the gene polr2a, whose product is annotated as RNA polymerase II subunit A. Gene Ontology annotation, cellular component: RNA polymerase II, core complex. The record is from RefSeq and is a predicted model, not a curated record. Gene Ontology annotation, biological process: transcription by RNA polymerase II. NCBI's taxonomy places the organism in Eukaryota, Metazoa, Chordata, Actinopteri, Clupeiformes, Clupeidae. Gene Ontology annotation, molecular function: DNA binding.